AUGGAACGAGGUGUCGACGGAUUCCUAGGUUUCCCCUGCAGCGUGAAUGCCUCGGCUGCCCUAGAAAACGCCAGUGAGGUGAGCGGUAGCUGGGAGGGCUGGCAGCCCGAGGCAAUCAUCGUACCAGUGCUCUUCGCUCUCAUCUUCCUCGUGGGCACGGUGGGUAAUUCAUUGGUCCUAGCGGUGCUGCUGCGCAGCGGCCAAAUGAGCAGCACCACCAACCUGUUCAUUCUCAACCUGGGUGUGGCAGAUCUCUGUUUCAUAGUUUGCUGCGUGCCCUUCCAGGCGACCAUCUACACCCUGGACGGGUGGGCGUUUGGUGCGCUUCUUUGCAAGGCAGUACACUUUCUCAUCUUCCUCACUAUGUACGCCAGCAGUUUCACGUUGGCUACCGUCUCUCUAGAUAGGUAUCUGGCUAUCCGCUACCCAUUGCACUCCCGAGAAUUGCGGACUCCUCGGAAUGGGCUGGCGGCCAUAGGCCUCAUCUGGACACUGGCGCUAAUAUUCUCGGGGCCCUACCUCAGCUACUAUAGUCAGUCGGAAUUGGCUAACCUGACCGUGUGUCAUCCCGCCUGGAGUGCACAGCGACGUCGAGCCAUGGAUCUCUGCACCUUUGUCUUCAGCUACCUGCUGCCCGUUCUCGUGCUUGGCCUGACCUAUGCUCGAACCCUGCACUAUCUCUGGAGGGCUGUUGAUCCAGUGGCCGCUCUUUCCGUAUCCAAGCGCUCCAAGCGCAAAGUGACGCGCAUGAUAGUCAUCGUAGCCACGCUCUUCUGCCUAUGUUGGAUGCCCCAUCACGCUCUCAUCCUCUCCGUCUGGUUUGGCCACUUCCCUCUCACUCGAGCCAAUUAUGUGCUGCGCAUUCUCUCCCAUCUAGUCUCCUAUGCUAACUCCUGCGUCAACCCCAUUGUCUAUGCACUCGUCUCCAAACACUUCCGCAAGGGCUUCCGCAAGAUCUGCGAGGGGCUGCUGUGCCGAGCUCCUCAGCUCGUUUCCCGUCGCGUGCGAGUCGCCCCAACAAGCGCUCGCCGGGGCAGCCUGCUGGUUCACGAUUCCGUAGCUAUGAUCCCCGUUUGCAAAGCAGCGGAUCCCACUCUUCUGGCUCCUGAACAUGCUCCUCCGAGAGACUCCGUUCUGAGCCCCUUACCGGGUCCAUCCUGGAGAGUAGAGACCCCUGUACCUACCUCCCCUUCAAUGAGAAGAGAGCUGAACCUGUAG
Messenger RNA from Vombatus ursinus (common wombat), 1218 nucleotides. RefSeq names its product galanin receptor 2 (gene GALR2). Gene Ontology annotation, molecular function: galanin receptor activity. NCBI's taxonomy places the organism in Eukaryota, Metazoa, Chordata, Mammalia, Diprotodontia, Vombatidae. Gene Ontology annotation, biological process: adenylate cyclase-modulating G protein-coupled receptor signaling pathway; negative regulation of adenylate cyclase activity; neuropeptide signaling pathway. The transcript is spliced from 2 exons. The record is from RefSeq and is a predicted model, not a curated record. Bases 1 to 1218 code for a protein of 405 amino acids. Gene Ontology annotation, cellular component: membrane.